UCUGCUUGGCACGUCGGGCCCCACCACGGAACGCGAACCUCUGUGACGGCAGGAUCCGUUCUGCAACAAGAACCACCAUUGCUUCCAGCGCAUUUCCACCAAAACCGCAUACCUCCGACUUUGACUCAAUAUCUCCUCUAUAGCACCCCUUCCCCCGCCGACGGGCACACAGCAGCAGGCUAGCAGCAUGGCAGACCGACCCCACCGCGGCGGCCGGGGCGGACCAAGAGGGGGUCGAGGAGGCGGAGGCGGCAGCGGCCGCGGCGGUGGCUCUGCCGCAGCUGGGGGAGGCGGAGGAGGAGGAGGAGCGGGAGCAGCAGGCAAUCACGCCCAACAAGGGGCAGCAGGCCAGGAUGCCGGCAGCAAGGAGCGGCCCAAGAAGGAGAACAUCUUGGACCUCAAGAAAUACAUGGACCAGCGGAUCACGGUCAAGUUCAACGGCGGGCGGGAAGCGACGGGCGUGUUGAAGGGGUACGAUGCUCUGAUGAACCUGGUGCUGGACGACGUGGAGGAGGUGCUGAGAGACGACGAGGGGAACACCACGACCAGGCCGCUCGGGCUGGUCGUCGUCCGGGGCACUCUGCUCGUGGUGGUCAGCCCGGUCAACGGCAGCGAGGUUAUUGCGAACCCUUUUCUUCAGGCGGAUGAGGAUUGAAACUGUGCGAAGGACUGGAGAAGCGUCAUCCGGCCGAGAGAUUGUUUGAAAGUUUUCAGAAAGCUGUCUGAGACGCCGCGGAU
This is a messenger RNA of Thermothielavioides terrestris NRRL 8126, 738 nucleotides long. RefSeq lists its product as uncharacterized. The transcript is spliced from 3 exons. Gene Ontology annotation, cellular component: U2-type prespliceosome; U6 snRNP; U12-type spliceosomal complex. Lineage: Eukaryota; Fungi; Ascomycota; Sordariomycetes; Sordariales; Chaetomiaceae. The record is from RefSeq and is a predicted model, not a curated record. Gene Ontology annotation, biological process: nuclear-transcribed mRNA catabolic process; mRNA splicing, via spliceosome. Gene Ontology annotation, molecular function: RNA binding. The coding region runs from base 188 to 655 and encodes 155 amino acids.